AGGAAGUUAGGGUGCUGGGGUUUUUAUUGUCAAGCCUCCGCAGAGUUGAAGAAAGAAACUCAAAGAAACUAACAAAGAAUGAUUACUACAACCUUGUUGCAAUGAAGUGGGCGAGUGUGUUGUUGUAAAAAGUGUUUGCUCUACGAUGGAUCUGUGUGCGGAAAGAAGGGAUGAGAUCCCAUCGUUUCAAUUAUCUCUGUCUGAGGAACAUGAUAGCCACACUAAAGUUGAGAUCUCAUUCCAGCAGGAGAAACCAGACUCCCCUAGACCCAGCUGUGUGUCAAUUAAGGACAACCACUCCAUUGCUGAACCCUUAGCCUUUGGAGAUAGAGAUCUCUCUACAGAGCAGAGUCUCCUUCAGCAGGAGAAGCAAGACUCCCCUGAACCUAGCUGUGUGUCAAUGAAGGACAACCACUCCAUUGCGGAACCCUUAACCUUUGGAGAUAGAGAUCUCUCUACAGAACAGAGUCUCCUUCAGCAGGAGAAACAAGACUCCCCUGAACCUAGCUGUGUGUCAAUGAAGUACAACCACUCCAUUGCUGAACCCUUAACCUUUGGAGAUAGAGAUCUCUCUACAGAACAGAGAGGCCACCAAGUGGGGCCAGAGGUUGCCACUGAUCAAUCUGACAAGGAGCAUGAUGAAGCAGAUCUGGCCUCCAUAUUUAUGGUGUUAGAGGAGAACAUCAUCACUUUUGUGAAGGCUGAGCUGAAGAAAUUCCAGAGAAUUCUCAGUCCAGACUACACAAAAUCUUUAGAGGGGCAGAAAAAGAAUGAGGAUGUGGUGAAUGGUGCAGAGGAAGAACAGAGGAAAAGCAGCAAAGAGGCCCUUCUGAAGAUCACAUUGCACAUUUUGAGGGGAAUGAAGCAGGGAGAACUGGCUGACUGCCUGCAGAGCAGAACUGCUGAAGUGUGCCAAAAUAAGCUCAAAAGUAAUCUAAAAAAGAGGUUCCAAUGUUUGUUCGAAGGAACUGCUAAAGCAGGAAACCCCACACCUCUGAAUGAGAUUUACACAGAACUAUACAUCACAGAGGGAGGAAGUGGAGAUGUCAAUGAUGAACAUGAGAUCAGACAAAUUGAAACAGCAUCCAGGACAUCAUCAAGACCAGAAACUAUAAUCAAAUGUGAAGAUAUCUUCCAACCCUUACCUGGUAGAGAUCAUCAACCAAUCAGAACGGUGAUGACAAAGGGAGUGGCUGGCAUUGGGAAAACAGUCUUAACACAUAAGUUCACUCUGGACUGGGCUGAAGACAAAGCCAACCACAACAUACAGUUCACAUUUCCAUUCAGUUUCAGAGAGCUGAAUCUGCUGAGCGGAAAAAAGUACAGCUUGGUGGAACUUCUUCAUGUCUUUUUUACCAACACUAAAGAUGCAGAAAUCUGCAGCUUUGACAAGUUCAAGGUUGUGUUUAUUUUUGACGGUCUGGAUGAGUGUCGACUUCCUCUGGACUUCCACAACAAUGAGAUCCUGACUGAUGUUACAGAGUCCACCUCAGUGGAUGUGCUGCUGACAAACCUCAUCACUGGGAAACUUCUUCCUUCUGCUCACCUCUGGAUAACUACACGACCUGCAGCAGCCAAUCAGAUCCCUCCUGAGUGUGUUGACAUGGUGACAGAAGUGAGAGGGUUCACAGAUGCCCAAAAGAAAGAGUACUUCAGGAAGAGAUUCACUGACGAGGAACAGGCCAGCAGAAUCAUCUCUCACAUCAAGGCAUCACAAAGCCUCCACAUCAUGUGCCACAUGCCGGUCUUCUGCUGGAUCACCGCUUCAGUUCUGGAGGAUAUAAUGGGAUCACAAACCAUUAAAGGGUUGCCAAAGACCCUGACUGAGAUGUACAUCCACUUCCUGGUGGUUCAGUCCAAAGUAGGGAAUGUCAAGUAUCGAGGAGGAGCAGGGACAGAUCCACUGUGGAACACAGAGACCUGCAAGAUCAUCAUGUCUCUGGGAAAACUGGCUUUUGAACAGCUUCAGAAAGGCAACUUGAUCUUCUAUGAAUCAGAUCUUCUAGAUUGCGGCAUUGAUAUCAGAGCAGCCUCAGUGUACUCAGGAGUGUUCACACAGAUCUUUAAAGAGGAGUGUGGGUUGAACCAGGGCAAGGUGUUCUGUUUUGUCCAUUUGACCUUUCAGGAGUUUCUGGCUGCUCUUUAUGUUGUUCUGACUUUCAUCAACACUGGUAUCGAUCUACUGUCAGAACCAGAGUCAACAUCCUGCUGGUCUUCACUGUUAAGGGACAAAUCUAAAGUAAAUCCCCUCUUCCAAAGUGCUGUGGACAAGGCCUUACAGAGUCCAAAUGGACACCUGGAUUUAUUUCUCCGCUUCCUCCUGGGUCUCUCACUGAAGACCAAUCAAACCCUUUUACAAGGCCUGCUAAAACCACCAGGAGGCAGCUCAGAGAACUAUCAGGAAACAGUCAAAUACAUCAAGAAGAAGAUCAGGAAAAAUCCCUCUCCAGAAAGAUGCAUCAACCUCUUUCACUGUCUGAAUGAGCUGAAUGAUCAUUCUCUAGUGGAGGAGAUCCAACAGUACUUGAGUUCAGGAAGUCUCUGCACAGACAAACUAUCUCUUGCUCAGUGGUCAGCUCUGGCCUUCAUCCUACUGUCAUCAGAAAAUGACCUGAAUGUGUUUGACUUGAGGAAGUACUCUGCUUCAGAGGAAGGUCUCCUGAGGCUGCUGCCAGUGGUCAAAGCCUCAAGAAUAUCUCGGCUGAGUGACUGCAAGCUGUCAGAGAGAAGCUGUAAAGCUCUGGCCUCUGUUCUUAUGUCUAAGUCAACUCGUCUGAGAGAGCUGGACCUCAGUAACAAUGACCUGCAAGAUUGUGGAGUAAAGCUGCUCUCUUUUGGACUGAGGAGUCCACAGUGUAGACUGGAAACUCUAAGGUUAUGUGGCUGUAACUUGUCAGAGACAAGCUGUGAAGCUCUGGCCUCAGUUCUCAGCUCCCAGUCCUCUAGUCUGAGAGAGCUGGAUCUAAGUGACAACGACCUGCAGGACUCAGGAGUGAAGCUGCUCUCUACAGGACUAGAGAGUCCUCACUGUAGACUGGAAAAUCUCAGGUUGGCAGGCUGUCAGGUCUCAGAGGAAGGUUGUGCUUCUCUGGACUCAGCUCUGAGCUCCAAUCCCUCCCAUCUGAGAGAGCUGGACCUGAGCUACAAUUAUCCAGGAUAUUUCGGAGUGAUGCUGCUCUCUGCUAGACUUGAUGAUCCACAGUGGAGACUGGACACGCUCUGUGUUGACCAUGGUGGAAAGCAUCGCUUGAAACCCUUCAUGUUUGCCUGUGAACUCACUCUGGACCCAAACACAGCACACAGUCAGCUCUCUCUGUCAGAGGACAACAGAAAGGUGACAGAGGUGACAGAGGUGCAACCUUACCUUGAUCAUCCAGACAGAUUUCACCACUGGAAGCAGGUUCUGUGUAGAGAAGGUCUGAGCAGCAGCUGUUACUGGGAGGUGAAGUGGAAAGGAUGGGUGAAUAUAGGAGUGACAAACAGAGGAAUCAAAAGGAAAGGAGAGUUUGACGAAUGUUGUCUUGGUGAGAACAACAAGUCCUGGGGUCUCUUCUGUUCUGCUCAUGGUUACUCUGCCUGUCACAAUAAGAGAACAGUGAACAUACAGGCUGUCACCUCCUCAUCUGACUCUGGCAGAGUAGCAGUGUAUCUGGACUGGUCUGUUGGCACUCUGUCCUUCUACAAAGUCUCCUCUGACACACUGAUCCACCUCCACACCUUCUACUGCGCAUUCACUGAACCCCUCUAUCCUGCGUUCCGAUUUAAGUUAAACUCUGCAUGUGAGUCCUCGGUGUCUCUGUGUCAGUUUGAGGAGGGAGAAUCAUCUCCAGUGUAAAGAAAGACCCACACUGUUGCUUGGUGACAGCUGCUGAAACAGCAGCACUUAAUAUACAGUAGGGACAUACACACAGAAACACAUACACUGUGGAAAAGCAGUCCCAGCCAUGGCCUGAAUUAGAAUGAGUUUCUGUUACAUAGCCAAAUAUUAGGCUACAGGACUGCAGAAAAUUUUAAAGUACCUAUGUUCCACCUAAUGUGCCCACAACCUGAGAGCCUUACCCUGCGUGUUGCAACUUUGAUGUGAGGAUGUUUUUGUUUGUCCCUCAUGAAUAUGUUCUGUUUCCCUGACCUGGGGAGAAAAGAUUUGACUCAUCCGUAGCGGCAAUGUCACCCAUGUGAAGGUAGCUGUAGGCUGAAAGGCCUCUUCUGCUAUUGACAAUACUUUGACAAUACUUUGUCAAUAGCAGAAUGAUGUUAAAGUUCCUAAAUUGCUACACAGUUCAAAACAACAGAUCAAACCAUUUAACCCCUUUGGGAUUGCCUCAGUGUGGCACAGCUCAACAUCUCCACCUUUGCUCUCCUGGCAUUUCCCAGGUGUGUCGCAUCAGUGGUCAAUUCCAAGUCAGAUCCAUCCGCCAGGAGACCUUUCUCACAAGAAAAACGACAGCCUUAGUUGUUUCCUCAAAUACCUAAAACAACCUAUGUUAACUUCAGUGUUGGGCAGUAAUGCAUUACAUACAAUAAUGUGAUAACUUUCCUCAGUACCAAGUAUUGUGAAAGUUUACAAUUUGAAAUCUCUGGCGUUCAGUUGACAGACUGUCCAAUAUGUGUUACCACUAAAAGAGGUAAACUCCAAAGUUGUCUUAUUUACAUAUUAUAUCAUCUUAGCUGACUUACUAACAUUGACCACUGGUAACGCUAUGUUCAGGAAUCAGCUGGUUUAGUGCAGAGUUGGAAAGUUUGAGAAUAAUGCAGAUUCACUGAGAGGGAAGCAUUUUGUAAGUGCUGCCAUGCAUAGUCUUCCAAACUGUGGGCUGGCUGCUUGUUAAACUACAAUGUCUCGUUUUCUAUUUCUAAAAGCAUUUACUUUGACACUUGAAAAAAAACUUGACCAUUGUUCUUUUACCUUAACCUAGUAUUUUUAGUCACAUAGGUCAUUUUCUUUUUUGUCUAUGUGAUAUCAGCUCUGACCCUCUGAUCUAUUCCUAAACAUCACAUAACCAUAUCAACACAGUUAAUAUAUAAUGUACAUAAUAAGUCAGAGUUCAAAAAAAUGAUAUAGUUUGGUUGUCUGGUAUAGUCAUAAAUAAAAUAAGAUUUAGAUAGACUUAACUACACUUCUUAACUACAUUAGAGCAAAGUCUGGACUGAGCUCCUGUACAGAUGUUAACAGGCAGUACAUUCAUAUAAACACAAAAAUAUAUUGAAAUGGGGAAUAUGUUGUCUUUAUAUGGUUUCACCAAUUAGUUAAGCUCUAUUUACUUUGUGUGAAUGUAACUCAAUUUGACUGUAAUCCCAAAAAUAUAUAUAAUCAAGCAAACCAAGUAAUAGUUGUGUUGU
Molecule: messenger RNA, 5340 nt
Organism: Thunnus maccoyii (southern bluefin tuna)
Lineage: Eukaryota; Metazoa; Chordata; Actinopteri; Scombriformes; Scombridae
Product: NLR family CARD domain-containing protein 3-like
Exons: 13
Coding region: 146-3835 (1229 amino acids)
Molecular function (GO): protein binding
Source: RefSeq, a predicted model, not a curated record